Molecule: messenger RNA, 1635 nt
Organism: Penicillium coprophilum
Lineage: Eukaryota; Fungi; Ascomycota; Eurotiomycetes; Eurotiales; Aspergillaceae
Exons: 6
Coding region: 1-1635 (544 amino acids)
Biological process (GO): transmembrane transport
Molecular function (GO): transmembrane transporter activity
Source: RefSeq, a predicted model, not a curated record
AUGGCGACGGCGGAAAAUGGUGAAAGCGGUCUUCCAGCCGAGAUGCCGGUAACACGCAGCCGGGCGAGGAUGGUCGUGGUGAUCAGUUGCCUCUUUCUGUCCCUAUUUACUGCAGCGCUUGACUUCACUAUCACAAGUCCGGCUAUUCCCACCAUCGUCGCAGAUUUCAAAUCAGGAUCAGGGUACACAUGGAUCGGUUCAGCCUAUCUAUUGGCAAAUGCGACGUCAAGUCCAGUAUGGGGAAAGCUCAGCGAUAUCUGGGGACGAAAAGCGAUGCUUCUCACUGCGGUAGCUGUCUUUUUCAUCGGUUCCCUGCUUUGUGCGCUGUCCACCAAGAUAGCGAUGUUCCUCAGCGGUCGGGCGAUCCAAGGGAGCGGGUCAGGAGGAGUUGUGAUCCUCGUUAAUAUCUGCAUCACAGAUUUAUUCGAUAUAAGAACAAAGGCGCAGGGGCAUGUAUUUGGGACUGACAAGCGUGGUAUGGGCAUUAGCCAGUGGUAUUGGUCCGGUUCUGGGGGAGUCUUCACCCAACUCGUCUCAUGGCGAUGGAACUGGUGGAUUAAUCUGCCCUGCUGCGCGCUGGCAUUUGUUCUUUUGAUCUGGCUUCUCAAUGUCGACGCUGGAGCGAACCGCUUGUCCUUCUGGUUAGGCCUGAAGAGGAUUGACUGGCUAGGUAUAAUCACCAUUCUAGGGGUCACCUUGAUGCUUCUCUUGGGCUUGAACUUUGGAGGGGUGACCUUUCCUUGGAAGUCACCCACGGUCAUUUGUCUUAUUGUACUUGGGGCUAUUCUGGUGCCCCUAUUUGUGCUCAGUGAAGCGAAAUAUGCAAGACACCCUAUUAUGCCACUGCGGCUCUUCAAGAACCGCUCAAAUGUGGCCGCAUUCUUGGUAUAUAUCUCCGCUUUUUAUUUCCUCCCUCUCUUUUUUCAAGCCGCAAAAGGCACAUCAAUCAUGAUAUCCGGCGUUCUCAUCCUUCCCAUUGCUAUCGUUCAAUGCCUUAUGGGGAUCGCAACUGGAUUCAUUAUAAAACACACCGGCCACUUUUGCGAGCCCAUUUGGGCUGGAAUGGCGAUUCUAACUCUAGGAUUUGGACUCUUUAUCAUGUUCGAUUAUGAAAUGUCUAUAGCUAAGAUUGCCGUCAUUGAGGCUGUAGCUGGACUUGGAGUGGGUAUGAACUUCCAGUCUCCGUUGAUCGCACUCCAGUCCCAUAUUGACCCGGCUGAUUUUGCAACGGCAACUGCAACAUUUGGGUUCAUUCGCAACAUCGCUACUUCCCUUUCGGUCGUCAUAGGAGGAAUGGUAUUUCAGCAUGGUAUGCAGAGUCAUUCUGAGGUUCUUGCAAAUAUACUAGGAAGUGAGACAGCCGCCCAUUUCGAUGGGGCCAGUGCGGAAGCGAACGUGGAUUUGGUGGCGUCACUCCCCGCUAGCCAGCGUGACGCCGUUCGUGGUGCAUAUGUCGCAAGUCUUCGCUCGAUGUGGAUUCUUUAUCUCUGCGUUGCGGCUGUUGGACUCCUAUCCAGCUUCAUGGUCAGCAAGAAGCCGCUCCAUACCGUUGGCUCGACCGAUAGGAAAUCGGAUGCUGAAGCUUCAGAGUCUAUCAUCAACACACAUGAGCUGCGGGAAACAACCCGUAACUAG